Molecule: messenger RNA, 6376 nt
Organism: Salvelinus namaycush (lake trout)
Lineage: Eukaryota; Metazoa; Chordata; Actinopteri; Salmoniformes; Salmonidae
Gene: gda
Product: guanine deaminase
Exons: 14
Coding region: 2737-3870 (377 amino acids)
Biological process (GO): guanine catabolic process
Cellular component (GO): cytosol
Molecular function (GO): zinc ion binding; guanine deaminase activity
Source: RefSeq, a predicted model, not a curated record
AUAGCCACAGAGGAUCAAUAGCUUAUUAAAAAAAAAUAGCUUAGCUGUGGAUCGUAGCCCAAUAACAAGGAAUAGCCUAUAGUCGGGACGUGUGGCAAAUAUGUCAGUAAAAAAAACAGCAAACAGACAAAACAGGCUUUUUGCAAUAUUUCAAAUACAGUCGGAGGGAAAACGGGUUGGAAAGCAAAUGGGUCCUGCUGAAAACAAAAGACCAACAUAUUUGAUCAACUUCCAAAUUAUGUUUUACAAAAGAGGGAGAGGGGCUUUUGGCACGAGCCAUUGGCCAUCACCAGCAAGCUGCUCAUCAUUGGGUGAGUCAGUGAAACUUGAAAGCAUUUUUAUUACUAUAAUUUCCUCCACAUAUUGUAGCCUGAAAUACUGUAUGUGUCUCCACACGCCUAGGCUAUUGAUGGAUUCAAGACAAGGCCGUCAUCGUAAAUAAGAGUUUGUUCUUAACUGACUUGCCUAGUUAAAUAAAGGUAAAAAAUAUAUAUUGAUCUUUUGUGAGGUAUAUUUAAAGAUUCUGCCAAAGUCUCCAGUCAUGUGAAAUUAUGUAGAAUUGCAUGAAAUGUGUUUUUAAAAGGACACUUUAUUUUCCUGGACCCUAGGCUACACACUUUAAAAAAAACUUUACUGCUCUAUGCCACUACGCAAAUGCGAUGAUAUGCAUGCAAUGCUUGUAUUUUUUUUAUCUGUUCAGAACUCCCCAGGUCACCCCCCUCGUGCUCACUUUUUGUUACGGCACCUCCCGAUUUACAAAUUAAGCACUGCAAAUAGCCUACUGCCUACUAACCAACACUUCGGACUAAACUUUUCAAUACUUGGUUUGCCUACAGUUUGUUUCCUUGAUUUAGCAUAUCAUGGUAGAUAUCAUACGGUGAAAUGUAUUUCCUAACCUACCGGUUACCAAUGUGAUUCUUCUGUGAGCUGCUCCAUGCCAAAACCAGUUGAACGCUGCACACUCUUGCUGCCUGCAGAUGAUAUUCUUUUGAAACUAGGCUGUGUGUGGCGUGCAUGUGAAUAUAUUUUGCGAUUGUGUAGGCUACUUUAUGCAUGAUUUCUCUAUUGUAUUACAUAAUUAAUAAGUCGUACCUCCACUACACUACCUUGAUACGCACCAGUAGGGUUUAAGAAGUGACUAUAUGUAAUACCCACUGAAAAACAAGAGGGUAUACAUAGUAUACCUGCCUACUCUCCUACAUGAGUGCGCUGGUAUUACGGUUGCUGUCCUUUCAGAAUCACAAACCUGUCUCACACUGAAGGCCUAUAGUUUCACCAUUGCGCAAACAUGUCCAUAAUAGAUAUAAAGACUGUUAGGAUAUUGUUUUAAGAAAGCAGUGUAUAUAUUUGGCCUGGCGAAGAGGUUUUGUGUGCUGACUGAAUGGAAACUGAUCAUUUAGUAUUUUUUUUUACUUUGCUGGUCUCGGGAAGACGGUAUGAGUCCUCACUGUCCGAGGCCAAGCCAAGACGGAGUACAAAUGUAUCCAAGACCGAGAGACACUGUGGUCUCGUACUACGACACUGUUAGUUAGUGCACAUAAAGAUGUAGGCCUAUUCAAUUAAUCUCUCUUGAACAAAUAAAUAAACGGGAAAUUCUGGUGUCCAAUUUUGACUGUAAAAUAUAGCAACUAUAGUCUAAUUGUCAACCAGAAAUUCAUGACAAUCACUGGAUUAGGUUGCACAUCAAAAUCGUUAAUCAUGCAUUCCUUAUAUUUAUUGUUUAACUCCAUAGUCUAUUAUACUUCUUAAUAAAGCACUAUGAAUUACUUUAAGAUUAUUCAUGAUUUGGGUCCAACCAAAUCAUGGGGCUGGUACCAACUGUAAAAGUUAGUGGCACCAGUGACUCCAGGGGAAAAUGUUAGUCUGGAGCCCUGUAAUAGUAAUGAGCACUUAUGGUAGGUAUUGAUUCAGCAUAAUGCAUUUGAUGGGCACUAAUUUGCAAUAUAACUUCUAAGUCCUUAGUUUGGGUUUUAUAAAGUAUAAGGCAGACACAAACAGAGAACAAGAAGCAUGGAGUAUUGGCAGAGAAGAUUAUACAACUAUUGCUGCUUCUACACAGGCAGCCCAAUUCAAAUUGGUCAAAAGGCCAAUUAGUGAGAAAAAAAGCAAUUACAGUAGCUCUGAAAAAGAGAUGUGAAAAGAUCUGUGAUUGGUCAAAAAUCACAACAGGGAGGCAAAAAAAAAAUCUAGAACAGAGACGCGGUUAUAGUGGUGAGUUGUAUCGCCAGUGAUGUUACCGCAUAUUGUAUUUGUUUUAAACAUGAGCUUGUUAAAAAAAAGGAGGACCAUGUCUCGCCAGUCAAUGCUUGGUACAGAAACGAUUGAGAUGCUGUACUGUACUUGCAAUGUUGUCAGCGCUACUGCUUGUUUCCAGGGGCGGAGCCAGAGGGGUGUACGAGGUGACACUGGAAACCCCUGACAUCUGAUUGGCCACCCCAAAAUGUAAUUCGCUGCUGGCAGUUUGAUGCUGAUUGACAUCUCGUUUCACCUCUUGUUGAAAGAAGCAUUUAUUUUGACAUUUGGAGGCACAUAAUUUAAAUUGAGGAAGAGAGAAAAUGAACGUUGGUUGCGAUAUACAGAAGAAGAGAGAACAUUUCCACAACUCCACGAGCUCUUUUCGAAAGCAUCAUAUUUAAAAUUGCCUUCAUUGGGAGUGGGCAGGAAGUCGACAGUCUUUCACAGAAGUGGGGGUUUGAGGCCUUGGCUGUUACACAGCUUGGACAGUAUGAGUUCUUCAUGCCAGGGAUGGUGGACACCCACAUCCACGCGUCUCAGUACAGCUAUGCAGGCACAGCCCUGGACCUGCCCCUGCUACAGUGGCUCAACACGUACACCUUCCCAGUGGAGGCCUGCUACAAAGACUUGGAGUUCGCCCGCAACGUCUACACCCAUGUCGUGAAAAGAACCCUGAGAAAUGGUACGACUACGGCCUGUUACUUUGCCACCAUACACACCGACGCUUCUCUCCUGCUGGGCCAAAUCGCAGAUGAUUUUGGACAGCGUGCCCUUGUGGGCAAGGUGUGUAUGGAUACAAACAACUUUGUCCCACAUUACAGAGAGACGCCAGAGGAGUCCCAUGACGAAACCAACAGGUUCAUUAGUGAGAUGUUGAAGAAGAAGUACCCCCUUGUGAGGCCAGUGGUGACCCCGCGCUUCGCCCUGUCUUGCUCUGCUGCCCUGCUGGGUCACCUGGGAGAGAUCGCCCAGAAUAACAACCUGCACAUCCAGAGUCACAUCAGUGAGACGAAGGAGGAGGUGAAGCUGGUGAAGGAACUGUUCCCAGACUACGACUCCUACACAGACGUCUACCACAAACACAACCUUCUCACUGACAAGACUGUGAUGGCUCACGGUUGUCACCUAACCGAUGAAGAGCUGAAGCUGUUCAGAGAGAAAGGGGCGUCCGUCGCUCACUGUCCCAAUUCCAACAUCUCGUUGUGCAGUGGUAUGCUAGAUGCCCGCAGGGUUCUGAACCACAAAGUAAAGCUGGGGCUGGGCACAGAUGUGGCAGGAGGCUACUCUCCCUCUAUGCUGGAUGCUGUGCGGAGAACGUUGGAUACCUCUAAAGCCUUGACCAUCCAGGACCCCCAGUACCAAACGCUCACCUUCGAGGAGGUCUUCAGACUGGCCACACUGGGAGGCAGCCAAGCCCUGUCCCUGGAUGAGCAUACAGGAAACUUUCAGGUGGGGAAAGACUUUGAUGCUCUGCGGGUAAACACGGCCAUAGAAGGAGGACCCAUUGAUCUCAUCAACCACGGAGAGGGGCCUAAGGUGCUCCUGGAGAAGUUCUUGAAUUUGGGGGAUGAUCGGAACAUUGCGGAGGUGUACGUGGCAGGGAAGAGAGUGGUCCCAUUCGUAGAAACACCAUAGAUUUGGGUUUGGUUGCUGGAUUGUUGUCAUCUUGUUACCAUCUGUCUGAACCCUCUACCAGUUUACCUGACUGCUGUUGUGACAGGAGGUGAUGAGGAAAAUGUAUUCAACGAGAGGGAUUAUUACUGUAUAUACAGUGUGUGUGUUUUCAAUCAUCUAGUGUAAUUACUUACAGUUAAAUUCAAUGGGUGAUAUUGCUGCUCAUCGUGAAGUUCAGAGUGAAUCUUAUGUCGUAACCCAAAGAACAUCAUUGUCUAUGUUGUUUUUGUUAUUUCAAAGUCGAAGGAAAUGUGUGUGUUUUAUGAAUGUGGGUUUAUUCAAUUCAAGUAACUUUUAUUUCCUGAGUGGGAACUUCAUGUUUGGUGACGGCUUGAUAUAAACAAGAUAUAUAACAACACAGCAACAUAGAACACGAAAACAUGUGCAGUAUAAUAGAUUAGAUGCAAUCAUAGGCUGUAUAUAAACAUAAAUAAAAAUGUCAAGGGUUGAGGAGUUUGAUGGAUGAUGGUACAAAACUAGAAGCUGCUCUCUUAGACUUUGUAUGCCAGAGAUCUACGGAAAUCUGCGCCAGGAGGGAAAGGGAGUUGUACUGGUCCAAGACUUCUCUAAGUGUGUAAGGUCCAAAGCUAUUUGUUCCCCCUAUUGUAUCUGUAGGUUUGCAUUUGUCAGGCUUUUACAGCAUCCUUGACUUCGUCUCGGGCCUAACAACACAAGUGCCAAUAUAUCCUCCAAACACCGGUUUCUCGGGCAUUAUCACUUAACGGUAUUUAUUAUUCAACUGCUGUUCCAUGCUACAGUGCUGAGUUUUGCAGAAAAAGCUACAAAGUAAAAGGGACAAAUAUUCUGUAUCUGCAUGAUUUUAUGUGAAAAUGUGUCUUUUGUUUGUAACAUUUUUCGAGAGUAUUCACGCCUGGAGGCAAAGGUUUUAACACAUUAUUGAUAGUGGUUCCAGGAUAAAACGUAAGGUUAUAUGAAAAUAUAGAGGCUGAACACUGCAAACAGCAUAGCUUUAAAAUUAUUUUGUUAAAGCAAACAUUCCUCCAAGCCAGAUAUUUUCCCUGUCUCACUCACACACUUAUAUCUCCUGCACUGUAGACCCAUCUGUGUGUGACAGAUGAAAAGCUAGAAGUGACCAUGUCCAUUUGACAGCCUACCAUAGCACAAUGUGGGAAAUCUGUCAUAGACAGGUCCACUAUAAAUACUACAGAGAUUCGAGUUUCUGGUCCACAGCAAACACAUCCCAAAACAAUGGAUGAUCCAAUUCCAUUAGAUUAUUUGUUAUAGUUGUCAGCAGUUUUUAAUUUGAGCCGGAUACUGCUGGAACAGGAGUGUUACCUUCUUCUUCAAGAGGUCACCAAUGAACCUAGAGCAACACAAAACAGUUUUGGACUGUUUCGUUCUGGAACCUAUUAGGCUGGAUCACAAUAAUUAAAAAACAAUAGUGUCAAAGUAGCAUGUCAUUACGAUCAUUUAUGCGGUAUUAAAACAGAUUCUGCCAAAGUCUCUAGUUGUGUAAAAUGACUGAGGUAAAGACAGUUUCAGGUUCGAUAUUCGACAGAUAUUCGCGCUUUCAAACCUCAAUAGCUUUCAAACCACUUGAGCCACAGAUUCCAAAUAAGUGUCACGAUGUUGGAAAAAUUGCACACAUUGCACAGGUCUUGUCAUGAUUUGGACAUUUUAAUUUGCUUUCCAAAGCUUAAAAACAUGUGGAAAUGUGAGCAGCAUUUUGUAUUCCUAGUUGAAUUAGUUAGGGAGUGUAAACAUUUUACAUUCGAAUGUCAAUAGCUCCUUGGUCAUGUGACCUACUUGACUCUAACAAGGUUCAGAUUGUCCACUGACUACCCUUCUAUAUUGCACACCUUUUGGUUUGUUCAUUUUCAUCUCACACGUUUUACAUUCAUUUUUCAGAAUUUAAAACUUCAAUAGCUCCUUGGUCAUGUGACCUACUGGACUGAAACGAACUUCAGAAUGUCCACGGACUAGCCUUGUAUAUUGCACACUCUUGUUUGUGUACUGUACAUUUUUCAUAGUUUUAAAUUUCAAUAGCUCCUUGGUCAUGUCAAUUACACACCUAAGAAGCGUGCAGUGGAUAUACACCCAUAUUGCAUAACCUCUAGUCAUGUAUCUUCUAUAUUGUUGUAAAUUAAUAUUAGUUCGACUAUUAGGGGGUUAAGUCCAGUGUUGUGUUUACCCUUUUCUUUAAUAUUUAUCUAUAAUAAUUGGUAGUACUUACUUAUAAGUACUUAUUUUCCCUGUUUUUUUAUUUUGCCACAGUAUUUAAGUGGUACACAAUAGGAGAGAGACAGAUAAUAUCUCCUUUCAUCGUUAAUAUCAACCAUAAAGUAAAAUGGCAAAGUACGAGAGUCAUUGUCCAAAGCAGGGAUGGAGAGUGAGCUAGUAAGGUAGGCUGCAGUGGGUUUGCUGGGCAAUACAUAUACUGAACAUGUAACCAGAGUGAUGGUGGCCAGAAAAUCAAUGAAUAAAAAUGUUAUAUUGACAAAUUAAA